Molecule: messenger RNA, 3205 nt
Organism: Panicum virgatum (switchgrass)
Lineage: Eukaryota; Viridiplantae; Streptophyta; Magnoliopsida; Poales; Poaceae
Product: pentatricopeptide repeat-containing protein At2g06000-like
Exons: 3
Coding region: 52-1752 (566 amino acids)
Molecular function (GO): protein binding
Source: RefSeq, a predicted model, not a curated record
UCCCUUCCCCGCGCCCUGAGUCCAUGACCUCCGCCUCCGCCGCCGCCUCGUAUGCGCCCCGUCGCCCCGGCCUCGCAUUCCCCGAUGUUCCUCCUCCACAACACCUUCCUGCUCGUCCGCAUCCGCCUCCCUCCUCACCACCCCCUCCGCCUCCUCCACUACUCCUUCAGCCCCAACGGCCACCCGCCGCCGCAUCAUCCGUCCACGGCCCCCGGCCCGGCCCCGGCCCUGCCGCACGCCGCCGAGCUUUGGAUCGCCAAAGCGCUCGCAUCAGCGGCCCUCCUCCGGCCGCACCGCAUCCCUGCCUUCCGCGGCCUCGCUCCCUCCCCGAUCGCCGCCGCGGUCGCGGUCCGCCUCGCGCCGUCCGCCGCCGCCGCGCUGUGCAUCUUCUCCUGUCUGCACUCUCCGCCGCUCUCCCUACCCCCUUGUGAGCACUCCUACCGCCACGUCAUCUCGUUGCUGUGCCGAUCCGGCCGCCACAGCGACGCCCUUAAGCUGUUCGACCAAAUGAUGGGCCAGUCGGGGUACUUUCCCGAUGCGGGAUUCUUCUCAUUCGUGGCAGGAUCCUGCACCAAUGCCGGUCUUCUUGAUGCCACAGCAACUUUGCUCGCUAAGGGCGCCCAGUUUGGUUGCCACAUUGAGCCGUAUGCAUGUAACAAGCUUGUGAACUCGUUUAUUGCACACGGCCGCACGCAGGAUGCUGUUGCUUUGUUUGAGAAUUGGAUUCAAGAGGGGCUGUAUUCUCCGGAUGUCUGGAGUUUUAACAUCAUCAUUAAGGGGUCGUGUCGGGUGGGGAAUGUCCAAAAGGCACUUCAGUUGGUUGAAAGGAUGGAUGAGUUUGGGUGUUCACCGGAUACUGUCACAUACAAUAUUCUUGUUGAUGGACUAUGCAGGGUUAAGGAGGUGAACAAGGGCCAUGAGGUAUUAAGGAGGCUCCAAAGGGAUGGUGUUUGCAUGGCCAAUGUAGUGACAUACACCUCAGUGAUCUCAGGAUAUUGUAAGGUUGGCAGGAUGGAGGAUGCUAUGGCAGUAUACAAUGACAUGCUUGAAUCUGGAAUAAAACCCAACACAGUCACAUACAAUGUACUUAUUAAUGGAUAUGGAAAGGCUGGAGAUAUUGAAUCUGCUUCGGGAAUGUAUCAACAGCUUAUGCUCCGUCGCUGUCCCCCUGAUGUUGUGACAUUUAGUUCGUUGAUUGAUGGGUAUCGUCGGUGUGGACAGCUUGAUGGUGCAAUGAGGAUUUGGAAGGACAUGGUUCAGUAUCAUAUUCAACCAAAUGUGUACACUUUCUCUAUCAUGAUACACUCACUUUGUAAGCAGAAUAGAUCAGAGGAAGCUCUUGGUCUUCUGAGGGAAUUGAAUAUGCGGGAAGACAUUGCUCCAGGAACGUUCAUAUAUAACCCUGUGAUUGAUAUACUGUGCAAGGGAGGAAAAGUGGAUGAAGCAAACUUGAUCCUAUUGGAUAUGGAAGAUAAAGGGUGUCAUCCUGACAAGUAUACAUAUACUAUUCUAAUAAUUGGGCACUGUAUGAAAGGUAGGAUAUCAGAAGCAAUCACCCUUUUCCACAAAAUGGUGGAGACUGGGUGUUACCCUGACGAUAUUACGGUUAAUUCUUUUAUUAGUUGUGUUUUGAAGUCUGGGAUGCCUAAUGAGGUGGAUCGCAUAAUGCUUAUUGCUUCAGGACAUGCUUCAUCUAGUCAGAAAGUUUGUUCUCGCCAGAGCCAAAGACUAGAUAUGUCAAUUGCUGUAUAGUUGAAUCAUACUAAAACAGAGAAUGCAGGGAAGAGCGCCUUAACUGUAUCCGGUGCUUAUGGCAUCGUAGAACUGGGACAUAUCUUGAUGAGAGCAACAGACUCCGGACAUUCAUCUGAAAGAAACUCAAGUGUAAAUAUUGAGAUCUUGGUUGCAUCAAGGCUACCUAAUUGUCGAGAAAGUAAUCAAACCAAGUUCAUUCUGAGUUAGAAUGGAAAGGUUAAGCUGUUUGAUGCACUAUGCAUUCAGUGAAUUAAUUUGGUGAGUCUCAUGAAGAGGAGUCAAACGAGUGUCCAUAGUGCUGCUAUGCUGCAGUGAUGCUACAAAACUUGCACGGAUGAUGCUUGACAUGCUCCUGUCAACAUUAUAUCUGAGCAUAUUUCUGUCAGUCACUUUGGGCAUUUUGCCAGGAUUCAAGAGCAGCUAUGUUCAGGAGAUUUUUAACCGAAUAAAAUUGAACUAGCAGUUGAAGACUCAAUGUUUGAAAGAUUGUAUGGAAGUAAAGUUACUCUCUACAGAGCUACUUCAGUUAUAUGACGUAUAUCCCUUCUUCAGUUGAAGAUUAUGCUUGAAGAAUUGGAUGGAAGUGAUUUACUCUCUAGCAGAGAACGUGUGGAUUAGCAUGGGACAGAUAUGUUUUGGGAGGUCAGCAGAAAGAAAAGAAGACUUUGGAGGAAAAGUAAUGAAAUCAGGCAACCUGAUUUUGCUAGCCAAUCCAAUUUGGCAAAAGCUUGGCUGAGCACGCUAUUAACCUAUUCAAGGAAAAUGCCAAAGCUUUACCAACAGUGAAAUGGGCCUUGCAUCUUGUUAACAUGUCGUUGAUUGGUGCAUAUAAUCCUGUAUUUUUGUGUGUUUUCAAGAGAAUCUCUUUUUAGCCUGUCUCUUGAGUGCAACUAUUAGAAUUUAAAAGUCCAAGCAAUUGCAUAUGAAUAGAAGUCCUUUUUGUGUGUUCUUCAUUCAAAAAAUGCAAGCAAUUGAAUUCAGAAAUUUUACUGAAUCUAGAUUUUUUUUUUGGUUAUUGCCAUUCCGCCGGUUGACUUUGGUAUCUUUACAGUAAAAAAAACAUUUUCACUACUGUUUGCAUCAUGUCCUUUUGUUGUCACUGACAACUUUUCCCUUUUCUUUGUUUGGAGGACGAUAUCUCUUGAGUGUCCCUUUCAUGCAAUCAAUUAUCAAUCAUGCUGGCCGGAGCCGUUGAAUCUUAGGAUCCUUGAUUUCUGAGGCACUUUGCAAGAAAAAGCGCACUGCAUUUUCUGCUGUUGAUGUGAAUAUCACUUGGGCUGAAAAGGAUAGACUAUAUUCUAUGGGCUAUAGCUAGUGCUUUCUGGAGCACUCUAAAUGUUCACUGACUUUCUAUUUUAGGCUAAAAGAAUGCUUGAUUUUCCUAUAUUUGUGACCUUCGCUGGUGAUUGGUGAACUAUUCUUGAGAUUCGGGGAAAGAAUGCGUUUGUAA